Molecule: messenger RNA, 3457 nt
Organism: Nerophis lumbriciformis (worm pipefish)
Lineage: Eukaryota; Metazoa; Chordata; Actinopteri; Syngnathiformes; Syngnathidae
Gene: igsf11
Product: immunoglobulin superfamily member 11
Cellular component (GO): cell-cell junction
Source: RefSeq, a predicted model, not a curated record
UUUUUUAUUUAAAGGACCUUAUCUUCGCCAUACCUGGUUGUCCAAAUUAGGCAUAAUGUGUUAAUUCCACGACUGUAUAUAUUGGUAUCGGUUGAUAUCGGUAUCGGCAAUUAAGGGUUUGGUCAAUAUCGGAUAUCGACAAAAAGCCAUUAUCGGACAUCCCUACUCACAACCUACCGAUCUCAGGGCGGACACUCAAACCACUAUAAUUGUCUAUCGAUCAAAGAUGCACAUCAAUGAAGGAGAUAAAUAAAAAAAAUGAAAUGAAAAAAUAAUUAAUUAUAUUUGGAAUCAGAUACUCAAAUGUGCCAUUAAUUAUUUAAUGUAAAAUCAUAGUUAAUAAUUUUAUAAAUGAUCGAUUUCAUGAUGUAUUUAAAUACGUAAUUAAAUCAAAUAUUUAAUUACAUUUUUGAAGAUGUAUUCAUUACAUUUUGCCCCAUUUGGCCCUUCAUGAAUAACAAGCAUGAGUCCGUUUAACCACGUCUGAUCAUUUAAUUUCACCAAAACAAACUUGCAUCGAAUUUACGUCCGAGUGGUCGAUCCCUAAACACACCACAAGGAAGCGCCCGUACGCUUUUCCCCAUUCAUGGCGUCAGCGGUCUCCCAGCAACAGGCCGGCUCAAGCGCCUUUGCAAUUAUCCGCCAAAGCUCUUAGUCAAGCCAGCGUAAACAAUCUCAUAGCAACCGGAAAUCACUAAACAAAGUACGACAAACCAAAAAGGGAAAAAGUCGGUAAUGGUCGACGUGAGAAUGUUAGAAACACAUAAAACAUGUUAUGCUGGGAGUUUAUUGACUAGUUGUCGUACUAACCAUUAACGGCGUUUAAUUUGUGUCAAGUGAGCGUGUAUAUUUCAUUUAUUUUGGAAUGCACGAACCGGAAGCGAGGCUUACACAGAGUCAGGUUUUACUCCCCCCGGGUCCGCUGAGCCGCUGCAUCUGACGCGAGGGAAGCAUGGAGCGCCACAGGACGCGUUGGAGACUGUCACCGAGGCGGCGGGGAAAAGUCUCACUUUGUGACGUGUUUCCAAAUUAGGACUCAGCAUCCUGACACGGCGCGGAGCUUCCACUCGCUCCAACUCUUGACUUUUCCACUCACUGUGCGUCUUCUGACGGCGUGACACAAACAAUUUGUCUGGCGACUUGAACUGGACCUGCUUCUCAAAGGACGGAGUGUGGAGUGACACCUUGGACCGGACCGGACCGGACCGGACAUGAAUCGGGGGUUCUUUUGGGCCGACAUAUUACCUUUUAUUUUGGGACAAUAAAGUAUUUGAAGAGCAUGUCAUGGGACAAGUAAGAGUUCUCUGAGCCUGGCACGGAUCGGAACCGUUCGGAACCAUGGUGAAAUUUCAUAACUCGGACCUAUGGAUAGCCUGGAUGCUCAUUUUCUGCAUGGAGGGUUCAUGGUUUUGCACACACACUGGAAAAGCGAGCGUACAUGCACUGGAUGUGAUGGUGUCUCAGAGCAGCAUCCAGGUCGCCCGAGGCCAAGCAGCCGUCCUGCCUUGCUCCUUCACCACCAGCGCUGCUCUCAACAACCUCAACAUAAUCUGGAUGGUGAUCCCACUGUCCAAUGCCAACCAGCCUGAACAGGUGAUUAUCUACCAGGGUGGCCAGGUGUUCAGCCUCGCCAACCACCUCAACGGUCGUGUGGGGUUUGUGUCCACCAUGCCAAGUACAAGUGCCUCCAUCUUCAUCAACAACACCCAGCUGUCAGACACGGGGACCUAUCAGUGUCUGGUCAACAACCUCCCGGACAGAGGGGGGCGCAAUAUUGGUGUCAUCGGGUUGACUGUGCUAGUGCCCCCUUCGGUGCCGGCCUGCCGGAUUCAGGGAACGCUGGAUGUGGGCAGCGACAUCAUGUUGUUUUGCAACUCGGACGAAGGUAUUCCCACGCCGUCCUACUCGUGGGAGAAGCUGGACGCGCUGCCCAAGCUGCCGCACAACGCCAUGCAAGGUAUUAGAAACAAGCUGGCCAUCGGGGUUCCCUUUUGCCCCACCUUUGCUGACCAGAUGCAGGGCACUGUAACGCUGAGAAACAUCAGCACUAGCACCUCAGGACUCUACCAGUGCACCUCCAGCAAUGUUAUAGGCAAGAGCACAUGCUUGAUCAAUCUGCAGGUUGUCGCACCCCAGCCUCAGAGUGUUGGUCUGAUAGCAGGAACAAUUGCUACCGGAGUGCUGGCCAUCAUCAUCUGCUCCAUGUUAGUGGUGGUCACCCUUUACUACUGGAAGAAUAAGAACAAGUAUGAUGAGGAGGAAAUCCCCAAUGAAAUCAGGGAAGACGACCUCCCACCGAAGAGGUCGUCGUCAGUGAAGGCUUUCCACGCCGACGCCUCGUCUUCAGAGAACGACACCCUGACGUCCACCAACACCUACAACAGUCGCUACUGGCACAACCCCAAACCCAACUACGACACCAACUCGUACACGCGCUACAACGGGGACACGCGGCAGACCUUCUCCAACGCGGUCCACGGCGCACACGGACACAGACAGUCCCAGAACCCGGGGCACGGCCACGGCUCGGCGGUGCCGCCGGCGCCGGGCUCGGCCCCGCUGUCUCGCCACGCCCAGCCCGCCACGACGACUUCCUCCUUUGCCAACGGCAGCCACACGCUCCCGCCGCCCAAGACCCUGGUGGUCACCACAAACUCCGCCCCCUCCCCGCCCACCAUGGUGCGCAGCAACGGCUCCGUGAGCCUCAAGCCCGUGGUGACGCCCACGCACGGGCAGCAUACGCACUCCUACGCCGUGAGUCAGGCCACGCUGGAGCGGAUGGGGGCGGUGCCCGUCAUGGUGCCCGCCCAGAGCAGAGCAGGCUCGCUGGUCUGAGGUCCGCCUGGAAAACAGGACUUAAUGAGUUUUUGUUGAAAUCCAGUGAAGAAAAUCAAAUUGAGUAUGGGCUGAACCAGCCUGCAGCCCUUUAUUUUACCACGACAACUGUGUCUUUCUCUACUCCUCCUUUUCUAUCUCACAACAAACUACAGUGCAGAGUUCAUAAAAUGCCAAUUUCUUGAUGGAAAUCAUCACCCGGGUUUAUUUGAAGGUUGAAGAUUUAAAUCAUGCUUUUAUUGGAUUUUACUUUCUUUUUGGAUGAUUUUAUUAUUAUUUUUUUAGAAGAUGGAACAAUUCACUACCUUCAUAAAUGCAUGUGUCCUGUGUUAUGCGAUAAGAAAUUCAUUAUUUCUGUCACCGGUGUCAUGUCUAAUGUAAGAAAUGUCACAAAUAAUAGUGAUCCCGAUGAUGAUGCAUCGAUAAAAGUGAAUGUCUGAUACGAGGGUUGAAAUGGCCUUAGAAGAGAAGAGAAUGAUGCAAUAUAAUAUACCUAAUUAUAAACAGAGAUUUUAUUGUGUCUAUGCACUUUUUAGAGCAACUUAGACAGCCUGCCAUCUUGUAGGAAUCUUAUUAUUCUUGUCAUGUUUCUUCAUUUUUUUGGGGGUAAAAAAAAAAAAAA